Molecule: messenger RNA, 1329 nt
Organism: Naegleria gruberi
Lineage: Eukaryota; Heterolobosea; Eutetramitea; Acrasida; Naegleriidae
Exons: 1
Coding region: 1-1302 (433 amino acids)
Molecular function (GO): protein binding
Source: RefSeq, a predicted model, not a curated record
AUGUCCAAACGAUCUGUCAAUAACAGCACACUGGUUGGUAGUACUGAAAAUCCAAACAAAAAGAUGAAAGAAUCAACAAGACAACUCCUCCAAGAUAUUCCACCAGAAGUAUUGGUUGGUGAAUUGUUCAUAUUUAAUGAGGGAUGUGAAUUGAUAAAGAUGAGACGUGUAUGCAAGGGAUGGAAGUCUAUGAUUGAUAAUCAAGUAAAUUGGAAGGAUGUUGUCAAGAAUAGAUUGAACUUUCUGCCAAUUGAUGUACCAGAAUGUUUAUUGGAAACUUUUCCAAGUGAAAACGCAUUCUGGAAAGAAUAUUUCAUCUGUAAAAUUGCCUAUGGAAAGUAUUCGACAGUUCACGAAUGCAGACAAAAAGGACAUGUCAAUAUUUUAAAGGCAUUUAGUGAAAAUGCUAAGGAUUAUCAAAACUUGACCUUUUCUGUCGAGUCAAUUACUCAAGGGUAUUGUGAAAAGUUACAUCCAAAGUUUAAGAUAAUUAAAAAUGAUAUAGAUGAGGAGUAUGAAGAAGAAGAAGAAGAAACCGAAGAAGAAAAGGAAGUUGUAACACCUGAAUCACUUUAUUGGAAAGUUCCAUUAGAAUCAGUAACUUCUGGAUACUCUAUUGGAAAUGGAGACGAUUUAAUUGCAGUUGGAGAAUCAAAAAUUGGUGGAUGGCCUGAUUUACCAAAAAACUAUCAAUGGCCAACACUUUUUGAUAAGAAAUGGAUGUUUGGUUGUCAAAUCAACAUCAAACACUUGUCUUAUUAUGAUAGAACUGGAUCACUUCUUCCUAAAGAUAAUGGAAUGCUCUAUUUCUUUUGUGAUCCUAAUGGAGGAGGUAAUGGGUCCUAUUGUGCACCAAAGAGAUCUAGUUCACAACCAGUUCUUUACAUAACAGAAAAUCAAAUUAAAGAAAUGGGUGGAUUGGAGAGACAAGAAGGAAAUCGUACCUAUUGCAAUGCUGCCAAAAUGAAAUUCCAUUCAGUUCCUCACCAACCUAGAAUGACUGAAAGAGGAAAAGUUCCAAAUACUUUGAAAAUUGAAGAAUUUUCAACACCAUUCGAUGACAAGUUUACCUUUUUUAGCUUGUUUAGUUCUAUGGAUUUUGAUUCUGAUAUAGAAAUAAUAGAUGAGGAUGUAAAUGAUGAUCCAGUUGACUAUUCAUCUCAAUCAAAUUUACUUGUCAUUUAUUCUGGAGAGCAAGAAUUAAGAUCUGGAGAUCAAUAUUUAUGGGAAUGGGGAAUUCCAAAGCAAUUGAUUGGAAAACAUGAAUUUUUUGGAUGUGCCGUUACAAGUGGUGAUCCUUAAUAAACACUUGACCUGAUUUUCCAUAUU